UUGAUAUAAAUGACAAUGAAAAAACAAAGCUAGCAUGGUUUACAGAGUCCUACAUGAACAAGCCAGGGACUUGGGGUGAUAAUACCAUGAUCUUGGCAUUUACUCAAUUCUUCAAUGUUGAUGUUGAAAUUUACUCUCCGGGGUCAAAGCACACAAUGGAAGCUUCAGACAACAAAGAUAAAAGGACCGUUAUUAGGCUUGGAUACAUUCCACGUAUCCAUUUCAUGAGUCUUGUUAACUGCAAAGCAAUGCCAGAUAAUCAGCAAAAGAAAGCAACACUUGGAAACCAAAAGAUGGAAGGUGAUGAUUCUGAUGAGGAAAAAGAAGAAAAUGAAAGUGAUAAAAGUGAUCAACAAACUGAAACUAACUUUUGUGAUUUCAAUGAUUCUUUAAAUCCAGAGCCAGUAGAUAUAUAUCCAAUGCCAAAAGAAAUGUUAAAUAUCCAUCCAAAGGAAACACAAGUAAGAAAUUCCUAUUUUCCAAUUCAAGAGUUUCUUGCACAAGACAUUAUAAACAGAAUUUCUCUCAUACUCAGUCCUGAGUACAAAUUAGAAAGAAACAUAGACAGUGAAAAUACUUCACUGUGUCCCAGUAUAAUUCCAACUUCUUUAGAUGGGUUUGAAGGGUUUGAUUUCCGUAUAUACACUGCAAGAUCUGUAAUGCUACGAGAUCAAACUAUAGCAAGGUUAUGUCAAAGAGAAAUGGCUUGUUUUCCUGAAGAGUUGUACAAUAACCCAAUUGAGUUAUAUAAAGAGGGUGAAAAGAAGGUCAAGGCAUAUGAUUUGUGCUUUGAGAAGGACUUUAAUGAAUUCAAAAAACAAGCUGAGCAAAAUCCUAAAAUGCUCCACCUAGUUAUUGCUGAUGAAGCACACUGGGGAUCAGAUGCAUCUACUGAAGAAGUAAAUCGUGCAAAUGACAAAUUUGUCAAUUCUUGGGAAAAUGAUAAACAUGGUAAUGUUUUUGUUCUUCAAGUUACAGCUACACCUUUUAACUUAUUAAGCACAAACACACGACUCCCAAGCGAAAAGUACUGCACAAAUACAAUUGAUGACAACAAACUCAUUUUGGUCCAGGAAAAAUCAAAACGCUUAAUGCAUGGAAAAAAUGAUGUGACUCAAAAUGUUGGACCAAAGAAUGAUUUACACCAUGUAAGAUGGUCAGAAUCAUUGAAACACCGCUUAGAACAAGGUAUAGUAGUCACUCUACAAAUUCCCCAAAAAAGAAUUAGAGGUUCUUUUGAUCAAGUUUGGCUUGAAGUUAGGAAUAAAAAACUUUGUAAAAGCCAAAAUUUGAAACCAAGCGAACUUACCAUACAAGGUAAAAAUGGGAUUGUGACAGUGAGGCAUGAAGGGAAUAUGCUAGCUGCUAUAAGUCAUAAUAGUGGCACCCAUUUAGAAUUUAUAGAUGAAAAAGAUUCAAAUGGUAAAUGCACAGAGUUUAACAUCUUAUUGGAAUGUGGAGAAGAUGUGUUUCAAUUGUCUGCAAGAACAGAGACAAAACACAAAAACUUUCUGAAAUACAGCACAGAAGAAGAGUGUAUGAUACUUGACAGAAAACCAAUCGAAACUUACAGAGAACUGGGUGGUCUGAAGUUUGUCCAAGACAUCCAUUACAUGAUGGUGAUUGGAAUAUGCAAGGCUUCACAGCUAGGUACCUUGAAUACUAAAAGCAAAAGGUAUCGUUCCUUGACACUUUACUACAACAGUAUACGGAACAAGGAGAAAGAUAAACAACUAAUCAGGUACGAUGAGAACUUUUCUGAUCUUAGUAAGAAAUCUGAGAUACUAAAAAACAAUGAAAAUUCUGAUCUUAGUAAGAAAUCUGAGAUACUAAAAAACAAUGAAAAUUCUGAUCUUAGUAAGAAAUCUGAGAUACUAGAAAACAAUGAAAAUUUGGAUAGCCUUCUGGCUUCAGAAUAUGCUUUCUUCAUACUAAUCAAUGAAGGACUUCAAUCUUUAAUGUUACACAUUUCCUCAUAUGAAGGGGACUCAAUUCCAAAAACAAAAUUUGAAUCUUGGAUUAAGGAAUUCCAUAAACUCAGAGAUGAGAGAACAAAGGCUUUUGCAAAAAAACAGGCUAAACAUGAGAAUAACCUGAAGUCGAUCAAAGGUGCCUUGGAGGAUAGAUCAAAAAAAUCGACACACAAAGAUGAAUAUAUCAAGCUCAUGAGAAAUGUCAUAUAUGGACCUGAAUUUGAGAAAGUUCCAGAAAUGCUUGAGAGAGAUCAGUUGAAAGCUGCAUUUGAUGUGUGUCUAAAAGAAUCUGAAACAUUGAAAAUAGUAACAGAUUUGAUUCAGGACCAAAGUGCUCUAAAAAAAGGGUUGAAGGGUAAAAUGAAAAUUAUCAGAGCAACUAGUGUUGAAAAUGGAAAUGAAAUUUAUAAGAUUUUAUGCCUAGCAAGGCAGGAAGCUGGUGGGACUGACAAAAACUAUAUGUUUGAAAUUAUUCGAGAUUAUGGCAAAUUCAAAAUAUGUGACAUUAACAAUGAACAGAAAGAUGACACUUCAGCACUUUAUCGUAUACGGCAAGUUUUACAGACCAAUGACUGCCAACAUCUAGAUGAGAAUUCAAGAGAAAUGUGCCAGUGUAAGCAGUUGGAAUAUGAAUCUAAAUCACUUAGAUGCAAAAAUUGUAACCACAGACACAAAUCAGUGAGACAAUAUUGUGAUCUAGAAAACCUCCCAUGUAUUCUGAUUCUAGUUGAUAAAGGUCGAAUGGGUGACACAUUCCCUUCAAGUUUCAAUGUAAUGGAUUUGAGACUACACUUCCAAGACAAAGAUCCACCAUAUUUCAACACAAUAGUUCAGGGUCUUGGAAGAUUGUGUCGAUACACAGAAGAAAUGCCACUCAACAAACUACCAUAUGUGCUCAUUGGAAAAAAGCUAUAUGAAAACUUUGAAAAUUCUCUGGACACAAGUGCUGUUUACUAUGGAUACGUAGAGCAAAAGCCAAGUAAAGUGGAUGCCAGAUUAAAGGCUAACAACAAACCUGGUGGAAAAAGUGCUGAUGUAGGUAAUAUAAAAAAGCACUACAACAGAAUACUGCUGAGUGCAGAACCACAAAUAGGGAAGACUGGCACCUAUCUAAAAGUAAUUUCACUCAUCAGUAACGAAAUUAUAAGAAGAAAGGUGAAACCAGAAAUAGCUUUGGAGGAAUGUAGUGUAGGUAACGAGGAGCUCUCAGAUGACAGCACUGACAAUGAGAGUGAUGAUGAAACAAGUCAAGGAUUGAAACAAGACAAAGCAGAGUUCUGGCGUUAUCCACUUCAUAGUAUGUUUGAGCAUGGAAAAUUAAAAACAGAAUUAAACAGCCAAUCUAAAUAUUUCCCAAUAUAUGGUACGUACAAACAUGGAAAGGUGCCAACCACCAAAUUUCCAACAAAAUACAUGACAAAGAAAGCAAUCAAACAAAGCGAAAAGAAAGGAAAAGAAAGCAAUGGUGAAAACCAAUACAGACCAAUGACACGGGAUCACACAUGCCCAACAUGUAUGAUUGUAGGAAUGAACUCUCAUGAAAUUGAAAUAACAAUCCAGGGUCAAAAUACUUCAAUAUCAUUUCCAAACAGCAAACACUACAUACACCAAAUGAGUGUCAAGAACAUACUCAAAGAAAAGUCCCAAGAAACCUCAAGGGAUUCUCACACUGGAAAUGAGCUAGGGUCUUGGAUAUUUACCCCAACCUCUGGGAGAGCUAGAACAGGAUCUGUUAACCUAUGUAAGACCAUGCGGCUCACAAAUGGAACUCCUUGUGAGUUCAUUCAUGUGUUAGUGGUGAAACCAGAAGAGUAUGAAGAAUACUGUCUGAAUUGGAGAACCACCCAUGCUAUCUUGAAGCUACCAAAAAAUAUGGAAGAUGCUGAUGUACAUGAAGGAGGAGUUGGAUACAGCAGGAGGUUUAUACAGCUUUUUGCGGAGGAGUUCCAUCUUGACACAAUAUUCAUGAUAGAUGAUAAUUUUGCUGCAUUCAAGGAAGUUAGAGAACAAGUUACAGAACAAUCAGAAUUUGUGGAAAGGAAUAUAAAUGGAUCAUUGGAAACAAAAAAUGUUCCUCUUUAUAGAGUACUGACACAUCUAGAAAAUAUUGGAUCUGAAAAUCAGUUUGCUGUUAAGAACACAUAUAUCACUAUAUCAAGUUAUACAGGACCACUGUCAAAAUAUGGUAUAGUUGGAAUGCUCAAGAUGAGAAAAGGCAGCCUCAGAGUGACGAAACCAUUCAAACAAGCACAUGUAUAUUCUCUUGUCCUUGUAAAUAUAAAAGCACUCAAAGCAAAUGGUGUUAAGUACAAACCCUGGCCUGUGUUUGAAGACUUGACUAUGAACAAUGAUGCUGAUAUAGCAGGGUUAAAUGUGGUGAAGUUUAGCAGAUUCUUUCUAGUGAAACGUAACCUGAAGUCUUGGCUCAGUGAAAUGUGUACCUACAGACUAGAAGACUUCAAACCAGAUAACAAUCUCCAAAUGGCACAAGGAUGGGAGGACAGAUUUUUUAGAUGGCUUAGAUGCAACACACGACCAAACAACAUUAUACAAAUGAAAACAAAGGGGGAACA
Owenia fusiformis is the source of this 4546-nucleotide messenger RNA. Lineage: Eukaryota; Metazoa; Annelida; Polychaeta; Sabellida; Oweniidae. The record is from the annotation of a GenBank genome assembly.